Messenger RNA from Pungitius pungitius (ninespine stickleback), 1915 nucleotides. It is a transcript of the gene dhrs13b.2, whose product is annotated as dehydrogenase/reductase (SDR family) member 13b.2. The record is from RefSeq and is a predicted model, not a curated record. The coding region runs from base 103 to 1428 and encodes 441 amino acids. The transcript has 8 exons. NCBI's taxonomy places the organism in Eukaryota, Metazoa, Chordata, Actinopteri, Perciformes, Gasterosteidae.
UUUUCCCGAGAAGCGAAAGUGAAAGUACAUUUUCAAAACGUGAACAGCUCGAACAGCUCGUUGUUUCGGCGACAAGGAGAUGACUUCUACCAAUGAAUAUUAAUGAUGAGUCCGAUCUUAACGAUCCUCAGCUACGUGUGUCUGUGUGCAGGUGUGCAGAGCGUCCACCAGGUGUCAUGGCUGCCCUGCCACUUCACCGACGAGCACGUCUUCCUCGACGCCGAUGGCCACACCCGGACUGAGCACGUCCCCCGGGACGCCGUGCUGCAGUUUGGCCCUACAGGAAACCCCCCCGCCAACCCACGUGCCGUCACCUUCCUGGUCACCGGGUCUAAGUUGGACCUGCGGCGGUUCCUGGAGGGCGCGGAGGCGGAGCAGCUGGAGUGCGAGCUGCGGCGGUACAGCACCAAGGGGGUCCACGACAUCAGCUGGCCGGUCCAGGGGGCGGGGGGGCAGGAGCACAACCGCUGGUUCAGCUGCACCCUCGGACACGCCAACGGCCUGUUCAAGGUCACGGGCUUCCUCAGACACCCGUCGGACCUCCCCCCCCCGGAGCGCCAGGAAUACCACAGCUGGCCCGCCAUCGGGGACGGGGAGACUCUCGUGACGUCAGUCGCCAUGGUCAUCAAAACCCAACCUCCUGCGGUGCGAGCCGCACUGGGCUCCGCGCAGAAGCUCCACUGCCGGUUCUCCGUGGACCACAAAGGACCCAACGCGACCGUGGAGUGGCACCGGCGGCGCCGCGGCGAGGUCACCCGCCUCUUCAGCCACGCCGCCCGCUCGGGUGUCGCCGCGGGCGGCGGCGUGGCCCUGAGGGGCCUCGCGAGCGGGGACGCCUCCUACGACCUCCCCUUCGCCGAGGUGAGGAGCGAGGCCUCCUACAUCUGCUCGGUGUCGGUGCCGCCGCUGCUCGGCUCUCUGGAGAUUGACCUGCACAUCGAAGAGGCCCCCCGCGUCUCCCUCAACAUCGGACCCGCCCUCUCGCUGCCGGAGGGCGGCGAGCAGAAGGUUUCCUGCCACGCAGAGGGCUACUACCCUCUGGACGUGGAGAUUGUCUGGCACGUCCAGGACGCGGCGGCGGCGGCGGCAUCGGGCCGGCGGGUCGGCGCCCCCCUCCCGAAGGAGCUCCAGAACGUCCUGCUGUCCAGCCACAGGCACAACCAGGACCAGACGUACUCGCUGACCUCCUUCUUCUACCUCGAGGCGCGGGCCGAGGCCUCCGGGAGGCUGUUCACCUGCAGCGUCUCCCAUCCGGCCCUCAGGAUGCCCGUGAAGAAGAGCUUCGUGCUGACCGUGGAGGAGAGCAGUGAUUGGAUGCUGAAGCUGCUCGGCGGCCUGGUGCUCGUCUCCCUGCUGUCCGUCCUGUUCCUGCUGCUGAGUUACCUGCACUCAGCAAGACGACGCUUUGUGCAGAAGAAGCCGUACUGAGCAGCGAAGGAGGACUCACUCAAGUUUGCUUUUUGUCUGUUUUGGGAGUUUCAGUGAAACUAAAUGUGUGUUUUUUUUUAUGCUUCGAUUCAGCUCGUGGUAAAGAAAUAACUUAAGUACCUGACUGGUAUCAAUACACAUUAUUCAACUGUGUCAAAUGCAGUUAUUUGCAGGUGUUCUGAUCCACUGUUUAAAUUAUUUUAAAAUAUGUAAAUAUUGUAUCAUUGAAAAUGUUAGUUAUUUUCCAUCAGAAUGUGAUUAACGACUCAUGAAUAAAAAACCAAUCACUUUACGUCCAAUGUUAAUAAUUAUUAUAACUUUAUUUUCUUUGCCAGGCUGCAAAAGCAAAGCAGCAAAACCACAGAAAGAUGAACACAGGAAAAACUAAGCAAAGUAAAGAUCAACAUCAAAGCAGUGGCUUCCAUAAGAACAGAGUAAGAUCAAAUCAAAAUAAUAUAAUACCUUGAAGCAGUGAAACAAUGACGUC